Glarea lozoyensis ATCC 20868 is the source of this 918-nucleotide messenger RNA. RefSeq names its product alpha/beta-Hydrolase. Lineage: Eukaryota; Fungi; Ascomycota; Leotiomycetes; Helotiales; Helotiaceae. The transcript has a single exon. The record is from RefSeq and is a predicted model, not a curated record. Gene Ontology annotation, molecular function: feruloyl esterase activity. The coding region runs from base 1 to 918 and encodes 305 amino acids.
AUGGUUUCCUCAAACUCUCUUGUGGGAACGUUUUUAAGCACCGUAGCACUUUUGGGACAAUGCAUACCUAGUGCCUACGGCCAUUCAGUGCCAAUUGGCAUCAAAUCCUCCAGACAAGUAAUUAACGGCAACUCACCUGGGUGCGGCAAAACCCCAACCAUAACAUCUGGAACCAAGUCUAUCACCGUCAAUGGCCAAAACAGACAAUACAUCAUUCGCGUCCCUUCUGGUUACGACAAGAAUAAGCCUUACAAGCUGAUAUUCGGCUUCCACUGGGUCGGUGGCACCAUGACAGACGUCGCAAGUGGUGGGAGUGAUGGUGCACUCUGGGCAUACUACGGACAGCAGCGAAUGGCAAACGAAAACGCCAUUCUUGUUGCACCACAAGGGCUUGGUAACGGAUGGGCCAAUUCGGGCGGUCAGGACAUCAACUUUGUGGACCAAAUGAGAAAGGCAAUCGAAAAUGACCUUUGUGUCAACCAGGGACAACGUUUUGCAGUUGGCUUUUCUUAUGGGGGAUCGAUGUCCUUCUCGAUUACUUGCUCGCGAGCCAAAGACUUUCGUGCGGUGGCUGUUAUAUCUGGUGGACAGCUGAGUGGUUGCGAUGGUGGCACAUCUCCAAUUGCGUAUCUCGGUAUUCACGGCAUCAACGAUGGCACUCUACCUAUUUCCACUGGCCGUGGACUACGUGACAAAUUCGUUGCCAACAAUGGCUGUACCAAGAUAAGUCCAAAGGAGCCUGCGGCUGGAAGCAAGACGCACGUGAAGACCGAGUAUUCUGGAUGCAAAGCUGGCUACCCUGUUACCUGGAUUGCGUUCGACGGUGGCCAUGCUCCCGCACCGGUGGAUGGAGGUAGUGAUAGUGGUGCAAAGUCGUACACCCCGAAGGAGAUAUGGAGUUUCUUUUCUCAGUGGUGA